Molecule: messenger RNA, 1878 nt
Organism: Ctenocephalides felis (cat flea)
Lineage: Eukaryota; Metazoa; Arthropoda; Insecta; Siphonaptera; Pulicidae
Product: cell division control protein 6 homolog
Exons: 7
Coding region: 258-1835 (525 amino acids)
Biological process (GO): DNA replication initiation; cell division; mitotic DNA replication checkpoint signaling
Cellular component (GO): nucleus
Molecular function (GO): DNA replication origin binding; ATP hydrolysis activity
Source: RefSeq, a predicted model, not a curated record
ACUAUGUGUCGAGCGGUUUUGGCGCGAAUGCAUCUCAGCUGAUGUAUAACAUUUUAGAUUCUUACGAAGCAACUAGUUUUGUUUGUGGCUUUAAUUAUCUGUGAUUUUAAUAAUCAUUAUUUUAGUUUAUUAAUUUUAAAUAGUGCCCCAAAUAUUUUAAAUAAAUUACUAGUGCUAUAUUUCAUGUUUUAGUUGUACUAUUUUAAUAAAGUGUCUUUUAAAAAGUGACAUAUAUUGUUGUGAUUGUUAUAAUUAAAAUGAAUACCGUACAAACAAAAAUACCAUUUAGCGAACGUAAGAAGUCCUCUACGUUAAAGUUUUAUUCUCAAAACAAAAUUGAUGAAGAUUUAGAUAACAAAUCUACAUCGAAAACAAAUAUAAAAAAAUCCUCUAGGAGGUCUACCAGAGUUAGGAAAAUUGCUUAUUUGGACAGCGAUGAAGAAAAUAUAGUUUGCAAUAAUCAAGAUAACUUAAGAACAUCAGAUGAUGAUAAUGCAAGAAGUUUUGAUGAAGCAUGUUCUCCACCAAAAAUACGCCGAACUGGUCAACGUGUUAAUAGUGCUUUAUCCCUAUCGCCCACCAAUAAGCUACUUCAAAAUUUAACUUUAGACAUACAGAAUGGAAAUGAGAAAAAUGAACUUGAUGGAAGAUUACAAAUAGCUAGGCAAGCAUUACAUAGUACAGCUCCUAUUAACCUACCUGGCCGUGAAAAGGAGUUACAGGAGUUAGAGAAUAUAAUAAACACAAGUUUGAAAAAAGAGACUUCAACAUCCUUGUAUGUUAGUGGCCCCCCAGGAACAGGAAAAACAGCUUGUUUAACAAAUAUUAUACAGAAAUAUAAAAACAAAUUGAGUAUAGUUUAUGCAAAUUGUACUGGGAUUAAAAAUUCUAAAACAAUUUUUGAACGUAUAGCCACUGAAUUAAAACUCAAGUGCAAAUCUACUGAAAAAGACUACAAGUGCGCUAUAGAGACUUACAUUCAAUCAAAACAUAAAAUGAUACUUCUGAUUUUGGAUGAGAUAGAUCAAUUGGACAGCCGUAAACAAAGCAUUUUAUAUACCAUUUUUGAAUGGCCAUCAUAUGCAGCAUCAAAGCUAAUACUCAUUGGUAUUGCUAAUGCUCUAGAUUUAACUGAUAGAAUAUUACCACGACUGCAAUCAAAAUGUGAAUUAAAACCUCAGCUUAUGCACUUUGCACCUUAUUCAAAAAAUCAAAUAAUGGAAAUAUAUAAACAGAGACUAGAAUCAAGUGGAGUCACUGAUGUAUUCAGUCCUAUGGCUGUGCAAUUGUUGGCAGGAAAAGUAGCUGCUGUGUCAGGAGAUGCAAGACGUGCAUUAGAUAUUGGAAGACGUGUAAUUGAGUUGACAGAGCAACAGACAUGUGUUGAAAAAAAUAAUUUACAUAAACAACCUGCAGUUGGUGUUGAAUUAGGUCAAGUAGUAUCAGUGUUGAAGAAUGUCUAUUCCACCCCGCAGAGUCUCAAUGACAAAACAGAAGAAAACGAACAAACUGAAUUGCCAAUUCAACAAUGUAUAUUAAUUUGCUCUUUAUUAUUAAUACUUAAAAAAUCUUCAAACCGUGAUGUUACUAUUGGAAGAUUACAUGACAUUUAUAAAAGAGUAUGUACUAAACAAAAUAUUAUGGCUGUAGACCAGACUGAAUUUGUGGGGCUGUGUUCUCUUGUGGAUUCUAGAGGCAUUAUCAGAAUAAGUGGUAAAAAGGAACCAAGAUUACAGAAGGUUACUCUCCAAUGGGACGAGGAAGAAAUUAGUUCAAUCUUCCAUGACAAGCAAUUAAUGGCAUCUAUAAUUGCAGAUAUUUCCUGUUUAAAAUAGUUUUGUUUGUCGUUUUAAUUAUUAGUUUACCUAAUUCUUAUUU